GCUUGACACUCUUCGGCUCUACAGAUUGGCCCCUCUUAUCGGCUUUCUGCAACUGAGCCGACGGUAAAUAACUGCCAAGUUUUGUUGCCGAACCGUCAACACGCGUCUGUUCCCCAUACCAACCACAACCCUCAACAAACCCAACCGACCGAACAACCAAAGAAACUCCACACCCUCACAAUUGAGAAAAAUGCCGAUAAUCACAGUCGCUCCGGACUGUGCCCGGCAGCUCCAGCUGAUCGCCGAUGCAAUUGCUCGCUCGAAGAAGGUGGUCGUUGUCACUGGUGCCGGAAUCUCAACCAACUGCGGAAUACCUGACUUCCGCUCUGCCGAUGGCUUGUACAAUCUCGUCAAAGCCCAGUACCCCAACGCUGUGGUCAAAGGACGUGAUCUUUUCGACGCCGUUCUCUGGACCGACCCCGGCUCCACAGCCCUUUUCUAUACUUUUCUCGCAAACCUCCGCAAUGAGGUCUUGAACGUCAAAGACACUUCCUCGGUGCACAAAUUGAUAAAGACCCUCGCCGAUGCCGGCAGACUCUUGCGUUGCUACACGCAAAACAUCGACGGACUCGAGGAGAGGGAAGGUCUGGUCUCGAGCCUGUCAUAUGGAAAAGGAAAGCGGAAGAGGCCUUCGCCUCUCACUGAGGAGGACAACCGUACCGACCGGGAGAAGGGCUGCCAGGUUGUGCAGCUUCACGGAAACCUGAAGACGCUUCGGUGCACCAACUGCCACCUUUUGGCCGAAUACUCCGAGUCGUCGGUCCAAACCCUGCUGUCGGGCGAGGCCCCCCCCUGUAUGGCCUGUACUGUGGCCUCCAAUUGUCGCCAGGCCGCCGGAAAGCGUGCUACCAGAAUCGGUCUCCUCCGCCCCAACGUUGUCCUCUACGGAGAAGAACACCCCGAUGGAGAUAUGGUCGGAGCACUCACCGAGGGUGAUCUCGGCGCCAAGCCCGAUAUCAUGUUGAUUCUCGGCACUUCCCUGAAGGUGCACGGCUUGAAGCGUAUAGUCAAGGAGUUCGCGGCUGCCAUCCAUGCGAGGAAUGGAAUCGUGGUGUUUAUCAAUAACACGGCACCCUCGGAGAGCGUGUGGAACGAAGUUAUCGACUAUUACGUCUCUAUGGACUGCGAUUCUUGGGUUGCCGAUGUUCGCGUAAAGCGCCCUGGAAUCUGGGAACGUCAGUCGAAGCUUUCUAUCCGCAAGGUGACAAAGAUCACCGAGGGGGACAAGGAAAACGUGCAGGCGCAGAGGAGGGUUCUGGAGCCAAAGACUCCCAAGAAGAAGGCCAAGAAGGCCCUUGCACCGAGCAAGGUCUUCGGUGCGGAAACGCCAUACAUCUCCCCACCGCCCUCUAGGAAGCGUGGAGGAAAGAAGAACGAUUACAACGCGGCUCCGUCUCUUAUGGAAUCCGAUGUACAUCGUACGCCGAUCAAACGCCAGCAACUUGAUGGCAACGUUUUGUCUCCGACCAUCAGCCCCCCGGAGACACCAUCUUUGGUUGGUCGAAUGACCAACAUCACGAUCGUGACACCUGCGAGGAGGGGUAGCCCGAAGAAGAAUCAGGUGGAAGUUUUCGAGGAUGCCGAUAGCAUGCCCGUUCCGGACACACCUAGCAAGCAUGGUCGCAGGGCGGCGGUCGGGACCGAACGCGGCAUCAAGGCCGUGGAGAAGAUGCCCGAAAUCGAACCGGGUUUCAAGACUCCGAGCAAGCGUGCCAGCAGGAUCGCGGUCAAGACGGAACACGACAUCAAGGCCAUGGUGGAGAUGUCUGAAGGCAAGCCGGAGCCCAAGACUCCGAGCAAGCGUGGCCUUUGGGCCAAAUCGGCAAUUGAACUGCAGAUCCAGGCGGAGAGCAAGCAAGCUGAUGAGGCCGAGUUCAAGAAUGGCCUCCCCAAGACCGCCACGCCGAGGAAGGUCGCCCCCAAGCAGGCCACUCUCGAGAUUGGUCCCGGUGUCCCCGCCCUCCCCGUCGAGGCCACUCCACCGAGGCGCAGCCUGCGCAAUAUCAAGGUCACCUACGAACCCCUUAAGGGUUAAUGUUCUUUCCUGAUGAUAUCUCUCUUUUGUUCGGCGUUUGUCUUUUUUCUUCUUUUUCUUUCACGGCUAAUAGAUCUUAUUGGUACUGGGGUUACUUGCUGGUUCUUCUGCAUGUUUUUCUAGAGUUCCUGUUUGAAAUGUCUGCCGCGUGCUGUUUGUUCCUUUUUUUUUA
This is a messenger RNA of Tricharina praecox, 2207 nucleotides long. Its product is annotated as DHS-like NAD/FAD-binding domain-containing protein. The coding region runs from base 191 to 2035 and encodes 614 amino acids. Gene Ontology annotation, molecular function: NAD+ binding. Lineage: Eukaryota; Fungi; Ascomycota; Pezizomycetes; Pezizales; Pyronemataceae. The record is from RefSeq and is a predicted model, not a curated record. The transcript is spliced from 2 exons.